Messenger RNA from Malurus melanocephalus (red-backed fairy wren), 1055 nucleotides. Its product is annotated as neurexin-2-like. The annotation marks the transcript as partial. The record is from RefSeq and is a predicted model, not a curated record. NCBI's taxonomy places the organism in Eukaryota, Metazoa, Chordata, Aves, Passeriformes, Maluridae. The transcript is spliced from 5 exons.
GGCCCGCCGAGGUCGCCGAGGGGGGGCCCGGCCGCGGCGCCGGCGAGAUCCAGCAAGCGGCGAAAGGCUCGGUGUCCGUCAACAGCCGCAGCACCCCGUUCCUGGCCAGCGGUGACCGCGACAUCCUGGACGUGGGCGCCGAGCUGUACCUGGGGGGGCUCCCCGAGGGUCGGCCCGGUCCCCCCGCGCCCCCCGAGCUCUGGGCAGCGGGGCUGCGCCUCGGCUUCGUGGGCUGCGUGCGGGAUCUGUUCGUGGACGGGCGGAGCCGCGACGUGCGGGCGCUUUUAGGGGCCGGGGGCUCCGGGGGGGCGCCGGGGGUCACCCCGCUGUGUGCGCGGGAGCCCCCCCGGUUGUGCGCCAGCGGUCCGUGCCGGAACGGGGGGACGUGUCGAGAGGGUUGGAACCGCUUCGUGUGCGACUGUCGCGGCACCGGCUACCUGGGGCCGCGCUGCGAGACAGGCAAGGGCCCCGAGACGCUGUUCGCGGGGCAGCGGUUGGAUGACAACGAGUGGCACUCGGUGCGGGUGGCCCGGCGCGGGCGCAGCCUCCAGCUCGCCGUCGACAACGUCACCGUCGAAGGCCAGCUGUCGGGCUCGCACACCCGCCUGGAGUUCCACAACAUCGAGACCGGCAUCGUCACCGAGCGGCGCUUCCUGGCCGUGGUCCCCUCCAACUUCCUGGGCCACCUGAGCGGGCUGCUCUUCAACGGGCUGCCCUACCUGGACCUGUGCCGCGACGGCGACAUCAGCUCCUGCGAGCUCAACGCCCGCUUCGGCCGCCGCGCCAUCGUGGCCGACCCGGUGGCCUUCGGUGGCCGCGGCUCCUACGUGGCGCUGGCCACGCUCCAGGCCUUCGCCUCCUUCCACCUCUUCUUCCAGUUCAAGACCACGGCGCCCGACGGCCUCAUCCUCUUCAACGGCGGCAGCGGCUCYGAUUUCCUGGUGGUCGAGCUGGUCAAAGGGUACAUCCACUACGUGUUCGACCUGGGCGAGGGCCCCUCGCUCAUGAAGGGCAACUCGGAGCAGCCGCUGCACGACGGGCGCUGGCACGAGGUG